Molecule: messenger RNA, 492 nt
Organism: Rasamsonia emersonii CBS 393.64
Lineage: Eukaryota; Fungi; Ascomycota; Eurotiomycetes; Eurotiales; Trichocomaceae
Product: Cytochrome P450 oxidoreductase
Exons: 2
Coding region: 1-492 (163 amino acids)
Molecular function (GO): oxidoreductase activity, acting on paired donors, with incorporation or reduction of molecular oxygen; monooxygenase activity; heme binding
Source: RefSeq, a predicted model, not a curated record
AUGUUGUUUUCAUCCUACAGUUUGCUGCUCCUCCUGCCGGUGGCGAUCUACUCGCUUUACAGGCUAUUGAGGAUAGGGAGACGCCAUCCUCGCAUGCCUCCAGGACCACCAACUGUUCCGGUGUUGGGCAAUGCUCUCCAAAUCCCUACAACUGGGUUGGGCAAGAAAUUUAAAGAAUGGGCCGACACGUACGGGCCUAUCUUUUCGCUGACCAUCGGCCCGACGAAAAUCGUCGUGCUGUGUGACCGGAGAGCGGCCAACCAGCUGCUGGACAAGAGAGGGAGCAUCUACUCCGACAGGCCCUUUAACUACGUCUCUAACUAUGUCACCCAUGGCGAUCAUUUGACCCUAGAAUGCCAGACGCCGUCCUGGAGAGAGAAACGUUCUGUUGUCACGCGUAAUCUGAAUCCAAAGAGUCUGGAUGAGAAGCAUUUCCGAAUUCAAGAGGCUGAGUCAGAAACCCCCCAGACAACUCCCGCCUCCAUGCUCUAG